Molecule: messenger RNA, 6652 nt
Organism: Cyprinus carpio (common carp)
Lineage: Eukaryota; Metazoa; Chordata; Actinopteri; Cypriniformes; Cyprinidae
Product: calpain-15-like
Biological process (GO): proteolysis
Cellular component (GO): cytoplasm
Molecular function (GO): calcium-dependent cysteine-type endopeptidase activity
Source: RefSeq, a predicted model, not a curated record
CUUAAUUGUCAAAAACAUAUUGUUAUAAUUCUGAAAUGGUUUAUAUUUAUAAAAUAAUAAUUGAUUAGAUAUUUCUUCUUAUGAUUUUGAGAUGAAAAAUGACCCAGGCGUGCUCUCGACUGGCUUCGUGAAUUUCACCCACCUAUGGUCUCUAGAUUAUUAGUGUGUAUUUAUACAUGAGAAAAACGAGAGAAUCCGAGUCCUGUAGCAGAGGCUGAGCGUCGAAUCUGCGCAUGCGCGCUGCUGACUCGCCGUAAUCCUCGCGCAUUUGCGCGUCCUGGAGAGAAACGGGCUGAAUUAAGAAGCGAAUCAUAUAAAUAACUACAUCAUAUGCAUGCACAUAAAAGUGCGCUUUAGACACACGCAUGCUGUCAUCAUGAGUCCCGUGAGGAGAUGCAUGGAAACAGCGCUGCAGUUUGGCUGUUGUGUGUGCUUAUACGGUGCGCGGCAUCAGCAUCAUCAUCCGCUCCAGCCGAAUCAUAAGUGACCGAACCGGCAAACGGAACCGAGCGGGAACGAACCGCACCGCACAUCUGGACGGCAGCGUUUCAGCCGCAGGGAUCUGUCUGCGUCAUCCCUCCCGAUGCUUUUGACGCUCGACCGCAGCUGAGACCCACAUCUGGCCGGAGGACCGGCGGAACCGGAGCGCUCAUGUCCUCACCGGGCCCGAGACCACUGCACCUCACCCGAGCCUCUCUGCGCCGUUAAAUAUUCAUAGUCACGAACUGAGUGUCAAACUUGAUACUCCGGUGCCUGGAGAGACAGAUGAGAACCUUCACAGCCGUCGCUGUCACGUUAUGAACAUCUGCAUGAGCUUUAGAUGAGACUCAGAUGAGAUGAGCAGCUGGAACUGUACGAGCAGGACGAGAUUCACUGCAGCACCUGCAGUCUGACCCGCUGAGGGCCUCCGCUGGGCUGGAUGAAAUGUGACGCAUCGUAAUCCCGGCGACAGCUGCGGAAAGAUGAGCCACAGACAGACAGAGAGUGAGAGAGAGAGACAGGCAGUGAACAUGAUUAGAGGGACUGCGCCGUGACUCAACCAGACGCAUAAAAAACAGGAGACUGGAAACUUUCUUGCUGCGUCAAACUUCAGCUUUUGAAGCCGUGAACGGAGUGUUUUAGUCUCUAGUGCUUCAGUAAUGUGUUGUACAGCCAUCCCUGAAGUGUCAUCCUUCCUCUCAGGUGAGGUUACGGCAGGUUAAACGCCACCUGAGGCUUAGAGAGACUGAAGGGCCCGUGGCCCUCGCAGACCUUUGGGAAAACGGCACCCGUGGAUCAUUUAUAGACUUGAUUGUGUGCAUGAGUGCUGUCAAUCACAGCCACUUCCUGAUGUUGACCUCUGGCAGACCAGAGGAGAUGUAUGACCCUCUAAACUGAGCUUGAGACCCGUUGACUUUAGCGUUUGACUGUAUUUAUGUGCAUGAAAGACAAACAGAAGGACGCAGCGUGUGCGUUUCUGAGUUGCUCGUGGCAAUGGGGAGUUCUGCGUCGUCUCUGACCACGGACAGAGAAUCAGAUCACGGGUUCGGCACGGCUCCGUUCCCACCGGCCGCUCCGAUGGGCUGGCUCAGGACCAGCCACAGCAGUCCGGUGUGGGGAACCACUUUCAUCACACGCCAGCAGCAGCAGCCGAUCCCACAUAGAGAGCGCAGUAACUCUCAUUCUCCUGGUUCGAUGGCCGCAGUUGUGAGGAAUUCUGAUUGGUCAUGCGGGCGCUGCACAUUUCUUAAUUCCAGCAGCUCCUUGCGCUGCUCUAUUUGUGAAGCUCCUCGGCAGAAGCCGGAUUUGAACCAUAUUUUGCGCCUCAGCAGUGCUGAGGAACCUCGCUGGUCCUGCCCCCGUUGCACUGUGACCAAUCACCAUGGAUUAGGCUCGUGUACUGUUUGCGGAGCAGCUCCAGUUACACCCAACGGACCCCUCCCACCCAAGCAGCCCCCGCCCACUCCAGUAGAGCCCGCCUCCAGCCCAGAAGCCAAAGGUCAGGUAGCCAAUGGGGAGUCCCGGUGCGCUGAAUCCAAUGGGGAGGUGUCUGUAGGAGGGGAGGGGUCAUCAGAGUGGGCGUGUCCUCGCUGUACUUUAGUAAACACUCCUGUGGCAUUAUCGUGCUCGGCAUGCGGUGGUCCGAGGAAACUCUCCUUGCCAAAAAUCCCUCCCGAAGCGCUAGUGGUCCCAGAAGUGCGCACACCCGUGGCAGGGUUUCCCACGCAAACGGCAGGAGCGUCCGCGCCACUUCUUAUUGAUCUAACUGAAGAUUCUCCACCCCAAGCACCUUCCGAAACCCCAUCUCCGCCCCCUAUCCCGUUUCUUCCCCCUUCCCUGUCCUCUCUUCAAAAUAACCCUGUUCCUCGCAGCCGAAGGGAAGUCCCACCCCCUGGACGUCCUCCAAACCCCGCCCCCUCGCCAACAUCACCCUCAACCUGCCCGCCUACUAAACCCAAGCCCCUCCCACCAUCAGACAACUACCCAAUCAAGCGUCUCAGUGUGCUUGAAGAGGAGGAGCCUAACAACCCCACCCCUCCAGUUACGUCACCGCCCUCUUGGAAGUGCCCUGGAUGCUGCGCCCCCACAGCUCCUCCCUCAUCAUCCGCCGGGCGUUGUGAUGCAUGUCGAGGGUCACGGCCGGGUUCGGGCGCUGACGUCAUCGACGUACUUGGUGAGUCGGUGCGAUUCACGCCGGCGUCGCCGUCCAGUCCUGACUUCAGCUCGUGGGCGUGUUCCAAAUGUACGUUGCGCAACCCAACGGGCACGGGCCACUGCACGGCCUGCGGAUCGUCCAAAUUGCACGGUUUCUCCGAGCCGUCCAACUGCUCGUCUUGUUCUCGGAAACAACCGCACUCCCACAUGCGUGCCUUUACUUCCACCUCCUCUUCCUCCAUCUCGUCCCCGUCGGCGCAGGACAAGAGCACCUGUCAGUGGACGUGUCCUGCCUGCACACUGUUGAACGAAGUGAGGAUGAAGCAUUGUGCGGCGUGUCACACCCCGCAGCAGUACCUCAAUCAACGCAAAAUUGGGAAGCCGCUCAAACGCCGGGAGAGCAUGCAUGUGGAGGCCCGCAGGCGCACGGAUGAGGGAGAGGCCAAGGAAUUGUGGGAAAAUAUCGUCAGCUUCUGUAGAGAGAACGCAGUGAACUUCGUGGAUGACAGUUUCCCCCCCGGUCCGCGUUCGGUCGGGUUCCCCGAGAACGACAGCGUCCAGCAGCGAAUCAAAAAGUGGCUCCGCCCUCACGAGAUUAACUGCAAUAACUUUAAGGAUCGUGGCGUGAAGUGGUCUGUGUUCAGGACACCACGCCCCUCAGAUAUACUGCAAGGCCUUCUGGGAAACUGCUGGUUUCUAAGCGCUCUGGCGGUGCUAGCGGAGCGGCCCGAGUUGGUGGAGCGUGUGAUGAUCACCAGAACCAUAUGCAAGGAGGGAGCGUAUCAGGUGCGGCUCUGUAAAGACGGGACGUGGACCACGGUUCUGGUGGAUGACAUGCUGCCCUGCGACGAAUACGGAUUCCUGCUCUUCUCACAGGCUCAGCGGAGGCAGCUGUGGGUCGCGCUGAUAGAAAAGGCUCUGGCGAAGCUGCAUGGCUCAUAUUUUGCGCUGCAGGCCGGUCGUGCCAUCGAGGGUUUGGCGACGCUCACUGGCGCCCCCUGUGAAAGUCUGAUGCUGCAGGUCAGCUCAACCAACCCACGAGAAGAGCCCAUCGACACGGACCUCAUAUGGGCCAAAAUGCUCAGCUCCAAAGAGGCCGGCUUCCUGAUGGGGGCGUCCUGUGGUGGCGGGAACAUGAAGGUGGAUGAUGCUGUGUAUGAAUCUCUGGGGCUCCGCCCACGACACGCCUACUCCAUACUGGACGUCAGGGAUGUUCAGGGCUACAGACUGCUGCGUUUGAGGAACCCCUGGGGCCGGUUCUCCUGGAACGGCUCGUGGUCAGACGAGUGGGCCGACUGGCCGCAGCACCUGCGUCACGAGCUCAUGGCUCAUGGCAGCAGUGAAGGCGUCUUCUGGAUGGAAUACGGAGACUUCAUUAAGUACUUUGAUUCGGUGGAUAUCUGCAAGAUUCAUCCUGAUUGGCAGGAAGUUCGUCUGCAGGGCUGCUUCCCCUGCCGAGCGAAUAAACCGGUGACCGUCACCGCCCUCACGGUCCUGGAGAGAACCGCGCUGGAGUUCGCCCUCUUCCAGGAGGGCAGCAGGCGUUCGGACACGGCCGACAGUCACCUGUUGGAUCUGUGCAUCAUGGUCUUCCGGGCCUCGUUUGGGAACGGGAAUAAGCUGGUCCUGGGACGUCUGCUGGGGCACAGCAAGCGCGCGGUGAAGAAGUUCGUAGGAUGUGACGUGAUGCUGGAGCCGGGAGAGUAUGCGGUGGUCUGCUGUGCCUUUAAUCACUGGCAGAUGGACCUGACGGGCGCUUCGACACCAGUGUCCAGCCCCACCAACGCUCGCAGACCCAGUCAGGAUUUCCCAGGGUACAUCUUGGCCAUCUACAGCUCCAGACAGGUGAUGGUGGAGCAGGUGGAGGCCAUGUCCACUACACUCGCCGACGCCAUCAUCCUGCUGACGGAGAACAAGGGAGAGAGACACGAGGGUCGGGAAGGAAUGACAUGUUACUACCUGACUCACGGGUGGGCGGGGCUCAUCGUCGUCGUGGAGAACCGUCACCCGAAGUACUACCUCCAUGUGUCAUGUGACUGUACCGACAGCUUCAACGUGGUGUCGACCCGCGGCAGCCUGAAGACCAUCGACAGCGUGCCGCCGCUGCACAGGCAGGUGCUGGUGGUCCUGUCCCAGCUGGAGGGGAACGCCGGAUUCUCCAUCACACACAGACUGGCCCAUAGGAAAGCGGGGCAGGCGUCUCUGGGCGACUGGACGUCUAGUAAAGCCACACACUCGCCCCAACUCACGCCAGACACUGACGGACUGCACAGACCGCGGCCGCUUUGACACACGCUCACACACACACACACACAUAUAGACACACUGUCCCGUCAUAAAACCACAUCGACAAGUUCAGACCCGUGAUGAUGAAGAACACACACGCAGCCACUGAGAGGGACUGGGUGGAACUACUGAGCCAAUCACACGUCUGCUCACUGAGCCAAGCCCCGCCCACUGCAAACACAGCCGCUCUGCUCAAGCACACGCGUGUCAUGAUGAGCUGCAUUCACAUCCAUCCUGGAGUCCUGUCACCGGACUUUAGUUUCUCUCCAUGCGUUCAGUCAGACGGCAGAUCUCACCGAAAUAUUGCACACGGCUCAUUUCACCCGGAAUUAAAAUAUAUAUAUUUUUUUUUUAAAUAGCAAAAUGAAGCCUGUUUUUGGGACUAUUAUUAUUAAUUCAGUUUCAGUUAUAUAUAUAUAUUUUUUCAUGACAAUUAAGCAAAUUUCCCCUCCUGUUUAUAUUACUGUAAGACUCAUUUUUAUUCAAUUAUAUUAAAUUGUCUUUCAUGCAAUUCUUUUUUUCUCCAAAAAAUUCUGUAUUUCUGACUUCUAAACAAUAAAAUAAUAAUAAUAAUUAUUAUUACAGAUUAAAUUUUAUUAGAUUUUUUUCAUGACAAACACAUUUUCUCCUGAAAUUCACAUUACUGUAAGACUUCUGGACAUUACAGUUUUAUCAUAAUUAUUAUUAUUAUUAUUAAAGUGUCAAUUAUAUUAAAUUAACUUUCAUGGCAAUUAAAUGCAUUUUCCGCUGAAAUUCACAUUACUGUAAAACUCCUGACUUCUAGACGCUUCAGAUUUAUUUUAAUAUUGUUAUUAUAAUUAUUAAUAUUAUUACUAUAAUUACAGUUAUAUUAGAUUAUUUCCCCCCUAAUUUUACCCUCAAAUCUGGACAUUUCACUUCGUUUUAAUUUUUACUUUUUGAUUUUUGUUAAUUAAGAUUAUCCUCACUAGAUUCUUAUUACUUCAUUACUACUUUUUUUUUUGUUUAUUAUUUAUUCGUCUGAAAUAUCUCAAAGGCCCAAAAUACAGUUUUAAUUUCCUUAAGCAUAAUGUAUCUUGAUUCUUCCUUUAAUCUUAGGGUGAAAUGUGCCGAGUUCUCAAUAUAUUUUGUGAGAUUUAGGUUUAAUGGCGUUCUGACAGCCAAUCAGCAACCUGUUCUGUGGUCACAUGUUCUGUAUAGUGGGUUAUGUAAGGACAAAUGGUGAUACUUGAUUUUAAUGGAAAGCCAGGUGUGGUAAAUGAGGGCUUCAUGUGUUUGAACGCACAUGUGGGAAGCAUCUUUUAAUUUAUUAAUGCUGUGUUUUAGUAAAGAAGCACAAGAGAAGCUGCUGAACGAGAGCUGAUGUGCAGAGACUCAUGGGAAUCUUUUCACCUGUGUGUUGGACUAUAUUUGUGCACGGAGCGUCUCCUGUGUGGUUUUCCUCUGAAUGUUGUCAGAGUCAGACAGUGUCUCCCUCUGUUGGUGUGUGUCGGUCUGAUCAUGUGACGUCUCACACACGUUCUGUCUUUCUUUUGUAAAUUGUACAGCGCUGGUCCCAUCAGAAGUACACGCUGUAAUUAUACAGAUCUCUGUCAACCAGGAGUAUAAUAUGUAGAAUAUUUUAUGGAUUCUUGGACAUAAAAACAAAGUAUAAAAGUUUAAAAUCUGUAUGGUUCAUUUGCAAUCUCAGGUUCUGUAGGACCAAAUGAUAAAUAAAGUCUUUGCUUUGUUUCAUUUUUUUUAAAUCAAGAAA